GGAGCCCUUAAAGGGAUGCGAUUGCGAAAUCUCGGGGAGGAGGGUUACUAUGGCGAGCGCGGGACGGGGCGCGCGGGGGAGGGGCUGUGGGGUAUUAAAGUACAGCGCGCAGUCUCAGCGCCCAGAUUGCGCCGGGACAGGACGACGCCGACCAACUCCUGGACACCGCGAGAAAGUCACCCCUCGAUCUUCCUUCUAGACACCGCGAGGAAGUCGCCCACAUCUUCCUCCUGGACACUUCGAGAAAGCCGCCCUUCUCCCAUGGCCCCGGCGCAUCCGGCGCGGGACGCACGGGCAGGGCGCAGGCCAGCUUUCGCCGGGGCACGUACUGUGGCCCUCCUGCUCCUCGUUGUCAUCGGGCAAGUCCAAACCAGGGAAGCUCAUGAGCCUGCUGUGCUAGAGAGGUGGAGAGGGCAUCUCGAGUUAUGUCCAGCAGGAUCUUACCUGUCAGACACCAAUACAUGUGAAGACUGUGAAGAUGGAGUGGACUAUACCACCUACCCUAAUCACCUCCAGGCCUGCCUGCCAUGCAGCAGCUGUGCCCAAGAACAAAUCGUGCAGCACCCGUGCACCAGGACCUCGGACACGGUGUGCCAGUGUAAGGCGGGCACUUUCCGGGAAGAGGGCUCCCCUGAGUUCUGCCAGAAAUGUCGGACCAGUUGCCCGGAUGGGAUGGUGAUAGUGAGUCCCUGUACCCCCUGGAGUGACCUCAAGUGUAUGGACAAGCAGUCAGGUACCAAGGCCACUGAGGAAGCCCCCGCUCCUGGAAAGCCAGUGACCAGCAGUCCAAGGACUCCCACCUAUCCUUCUCCUUCCGUAGACACGAAAUAUGUCAUACUGGCUUUUGUCAUACUCAUCCUGGUGGGUCUGCUUGUUUAUUUUAAAAAGACGAUAAAACUUUUUCUUCAGAGGAACAUCCUUUCAAAGUGGCCCAGCGCUCUUGUCCAUUGUCUGAAGUCCAGGACCCCUGCCUCGACUGAGAGAUCCUAUCCAGACUGUGGACAGGACUCCAGGACCGGAGACCACAUUGACUUGUCAGAGGCCCCAGGAGGGUCUGAAACUGAGGACAAUGACCAUAGCAGGAUAUCGUUAGAGUGUUCCCUGGUCUUCGAGCAAGAAACAGAACAAGGACAGGUUGCAACAGAUGUCACUGCACAGACCCCAGGGGAGGCAGACUGUUUGUUGCAGGAAUCUGCUGAAGCUGAGAAGUCUCCUGCAGGACGGCGGCAGCUGUGUCCAGCCAGAAAUGUUGACCCCACCGAUGCACUAAGAAAAGUCUUCUCUUAUUGUAUGGAAUAUGUGCACCAUAAAUCCUGGGACCAGUUCAUGCUACACCUGGGCCUCACACCUAAUGAGAUCCACAUAGCAAAGAUUAGCAAACCAGAGGACCCUCUGUGUGAAAUGCUCCACAAAUGGCUCAACAAAACAGGACGCCGUGCAUCCAUCAACACAUUGCUGGAUGCCUUGGAAAAUAUAGGAGAAAAAUUUGCCGUGGAACACAUUGAGGAUAAAGCAGUGAAGUCCAAGGAGUUCAUUUAUCAAGAGCAUUAAACAGACUCUACUGAAUAACGGGAGUGAAAGAACAAUUUUGUGGAUAUAUAGUCUGUGACUGUUAAUGAUACUGGAAUAGAUUCAGAAUGCAUAGUAGAUUACUGAAGCACAGAUACAGGUGUGUCUGUAGAUGACCGACACGCAGGCCAGCAAACAGGGAUAUCUGGGGAAAUCCAGUCCAGGUGUGAGUGGUACCAGCCAAUAGCCUGGUAGCCCAAGUGGGAUAAAAAAUGUAAAAAGAAGGAAGCACGCCCAUUUCCAAAGAGCCCCAGUCUCAGCUAUUGCUUUCUGCAUCAGUCUCCAGUUCCUUCACUUUUCCAGCACAGACCUGCACUGAUGAUUCCACAGUGAGCUUCCAGCCCCUGACCUUGGACCUGUGCUGCAUCUUGAUCCCUCUGGUUCGGAUGCGUCUAUCUUUUGGGCUGGCUCUUCACAUAUUUUAGCUUGGCCUCCUAGGACUUCUUCCUAAAUCUGAGUGGAAGCCUGUGUGACCCUAUAACUUGCAUUCUGCAUGCCUGAGAAACCAACACCUUGUGGAUGAUGCUGUGGUCAGCUGCCAGCGUGAACAGUAGCUGGGUUAUACUGGACCAUGACUGCAGUGGCUUCUCAGUGCCAUGAUGCCUUUUAAAGAUUUUGUUUUGUUCAGGUUGACCUUGAACUCACCGUCUGCCACAGACUGGCCUCAGAUUUGUGGCAGUCCUCUUGCCUCAGCCUCUCAAGUGCUAGGAUUACAGGUGUGCAGUUUCACAUGUCAGUUUUGGCUUCUUUUUAAUGCUAAUCUGUUCGGCAACCAUCUCCUUGACCCAGCUUUGUAGGAGCUUCCUUUCUGGCGAAACUGCAAACUUUUUACAUCAUUUAACUCUACAUUAUUUGCAUCUAAUUCUCACCCUAGAUCCAACCAAAAGCAGCUAACAGUAUCAGUGCCACAGCCUCAACAUGGGGCUGCCUUGAAAUUUUCUCCACCUUAAUUAAUCCACUACCCUUAAUCUCAGUUCCCUGCAAAGGGACAUGGGCAAAAUGUACAUCAAAUUUUUUUUUAACCAUUUGAAAAAACUAUUUGAUCCACAAGAGGUUAACUGAGUCAAAAAGCCAGUUAGGGUGGUGGAUGCCUGUAAUCCCAGCAUACAGGAGGCUGAGGCAAGAGGAUUGCCAUGAGUUUGAGGCAAAAUGUAGAUAAAUUUUAUGCCAGAGAAGAACACACAUAAUCGCAAGUGUUUUCUUUCUUUCUUUCUUUCUCUUUCUUUCUUUUUUCUUUCUUUCUCCUUUCUCUCUCUCUUUCUUUCUUUCUACCAAGGAUCAAACUCACGAUCUCACGCUUACCAGGCAAGCACGUGAGCCACUGUGAUCUCUAGUGUUAACUGCUAAUGGAGUCCAUGUUUCCAACUGAAAUCUCCUGAGUGUGGCCUUACUAUUCACAUUCCUUUCAGCAUGCUGGUCUUCUGAACUCUUAUUAGAAUCACAUCAAUCUCUGCUCACAGCAUUCUAUGGCUUCUCUAGCUGGCAUCUCCAAACCUUUCCAGAUUCCCCCCACAAACCAGUCCCAAAGGCUCCUGACCCACAUGCUCAGCAAUGACCCUACUCUUCAUGCUAAUCUGCCUUUUUUCAUAUCUGAGACAAAGUACCUGACACGUGGAAUUUAAAGAAGUUGAUUUGGGCUUACAGCAUCAGUAAGGUCAGUCAGUCAAUGGUCAGCUGGCUCUAAGGUCCAAACCCCAUGGAAGAAUGGUCAUAGCAAAACUGCUCACUGCAUGGAGACCAAGAAGCAGAAAGAGAAGGAAGGGGUGGGAUGAAAAUAUCCCCUUCCAAGUUUUGCUUGCAGUGACUUACCCUGUGUCAGUUACAGUUCACUAGAGGAACAGAUUUAAUAUAAAUAUACGUAUGUGAUAAAGAAUUUACAAAGUAGGCCAACAACAGUCACCUAUGGAGUCAGGUGGAAGAAUGCAGAGGGACCACUGCAUCCUGGAAAGCGGAGGACUUGGUGGAAAGUGGGAGACCUGGAGCUGAUGUGCUGGUGUGAGUCCAUGUGGGAAAGCCCAACGGUCUGCGUUGGAAUCCUGAAGCAACUGGAAACGAACCUUUGGAUAAAGGCAAUGUGAAGACAGCAACAUCUCUGAAGAAGCAAAAAUGAGCCUUUCUUUCCUGUUCCCUUUCCCUUUCACUUUGCAGCUUGAGUCAUCAUCCACACGCAUCCAGAACUGUGCUCCCCUAACUGGCUAGGUCUUCAUCUAUUCAAGCUGACCCUGUCAGCCACGUGCCCCUUCUGAUGCAAACACAGGAGAGUUCGCAGGACGGAGGGGAGAACUUGAUACAUGCUUAAAGUUCAAGUAUUUAUUAUUUAUAUACUCUUUCUGUGUAACCUGAAAAGGUAUUUAUGUUUUUGAUAACUGUAAUUUUUCUAAUACGUUCAGUAAAUAUGAUUUCUAAAUUGUUUACAUUUAUUACUGAGGCGGACACAUCAUUCAUAGAAUGAGAAAUCCACAAGAGAGGAAGAGGCAAAUUUCCCAUCUCUGUUCAGGUUUCAGUUCUUGCUCAUAUCUGUGUCCCUGACAGCUGCUAGGUCUCAGGGAGGAGGAGUCUAAGAAUGUAGCAUGUUUGCCUACUUAGGACCAGACAGUACCUCACACUUCUGGUCACUCAAAUCCCCCAGAGGUGCCUGACUGGAUGCAGACUCCCUGUUACAUAGCCUUCAGUAAGCAUCUGACUACUUUGUGCAAAAAUUUUAAUUAAUGCUGUGAUGAUCAGACAGGAUGACUGACACAUCUGGGUUUAUCCUGUGUGGUUUUAUGUUAUUAUUUAUUAUUAUUAUUAUUAUUAUUUUGAACAGUUGAACCCAGAACUUUGGACUGAGCUACAUCCCCAGCCUUUUAAAAGUUUUUGUAUGUUGAGACAGGAUCUAAGUCACUAAUUUGCCCAGGCUACCCUCAAAAUUGUACACUCCUGCCUCAGCCUCCCAAGUGCUAGGAUUACUGGUGUGUGCCCCCUACCCAGUUCUAUUUUUAUUUUUAGAACCAUAUUAUUCAGCCAUCCUUCCAUCAAAACUUUCUCCGCAGAAUCCCAAUCAUGGCAGUUCGCAGGCUCUGGAGUUUUAUUUCCUUUCCACUUCCAGGCACACUGCAUUGUCUUGUUUCAUAGCUGGUUGACUGGUCCAAAGCGUGGAGAAGGGCUGUCUCACCUGCUCCUGUUCCUGGCAAUGCAGCCUGAAGGCAGGCCAUUGUCUACUGUUCCUUGGGAGCUCUGAGACUCCCUCAUCCUUUGAAGACUCCCGAGGUUCCCAGUCUACUGGAGUGUUAGCCUGGUCACUAGCAAUGUCAAAAAACACAAAGUGGUUUGGUACAAAAUACAUGUAUUUAUGAAUUUAUGACCAAAUUAAAUAUGAAACCUUAUAUAAAAA
This is a messenger RNA of Cavia porcellus (domestic guinea pig), 4942 nucleotides long. RefSeq names its product tumor necrosis factor receptor superfamily member 10B. Gene Ontology annotation, biological process: positive regulation of apoptotic process; TRAIL-activated apoptotic signaling pathway. Gene Ontology annotation, cellular component: plasma membrane; cell surface. Gene Ontology annotation, molecular function: TRAIL binding. The transcript has 9 exons. NCBI's taxonomy places the organism in Eukaryota, Metazoa, Chordata, Mammalia, Rodentia, Caviidae. The coding region runs from base 16 to 1551 and encodes 511 amino acids. The record is from RefSeq and is a predicted model, not a curated record.